GGGUCCCCUCCCGACGCCUCACAGAGCCGCCGGCCGCUCGCCAGCCCCAGCGCCUGCUCCCUGCUCUGGCCUCGCCGCUCCACGCCGCCACCAUGAGCCAGUCCUACUCCUCCAGCCAGCGGGUCUCUUCCUAUCGCCGCACCUUUGGCGGUGCCUCCCCGGUCUUCUCUCGCACCUCCUUCGGGGGUAAGGGCAGCAGUGGCAGCUCUGUCACCUCCCGCGUCUACCAGGUGUCCCGCACCUCGGCCGUGCCCAGCCUGUCCAGCUUCCGCACCACCCGCGUGACACCCCUGCGCUCCUACCAAAGCGCCUACCAAGGUGCCGGCGAGCUGCUGGACUUCAGCCUGGCCGAUGCCAUGAACCAGGAGUUCCUGCAGACCCGCACCAACGAGAAGGUGGAGCUGCAGGAGCUCAAUGACCGCUUCGCCAACUACAUCGAGAAGGUGCGCUUCUUGGAGCAGCAGAAUGCCCUCAUGGUGGCCGAAGUGAACCGCCUGCGGGGCAAGGAGCCCACCCGCGUGGCCGAGAUGUACGAGGAGGAGCUGCGGGAGCUCCGGCGCCAGGUGGACCUGCUCACCAACCAGCGGGCUCGUGUCGAGGUGGAGCGCGACAACCUGCUCGAUGACCUGCAGAAGCUCAAGCAGAAACUGCAAGAGGAGAUCCAGCUGAAGGAGGAGGCUGAGAACAACCUGGCUGCUUUCAGAGCCGAUGUAGAUGCAGCCACCUUGGCACGAAUUGACCUGGAGAGACGCAUUGAGUCCCUGCAGGAGGAGAUCGCCUUCCUCAAGAAGGUGCACGAAGAGGAAAUCCGGGAGCUGCAGGCUCAGCUGCAGGAGCAGCACAUCCAGGUGGAGAUGGACAUCUCCAAGCCUGACCUGACGGCUGCGCUGCGGGACAUCCGUGCUCAGUACGAGAGCAUAGCCGCCAAGAACAUCGCGGAGGCUGAGGAGUGGUACAAGUCCAAGGUGAAUGACUUGACACAAGCGGCCAACAAGAACAACGACGCACUGCGGCAGGCAAAACAGGAGAUGCUGGAGUACCGGCACCAGAUCCAAUCCUACACCUGCGAGAUUGAUGCCCUCAAGGGCACGAAUGACUCGCUGAUGCGCCAAAUGCGGGAGAUGGAGGAACGCUUUGCAGGGGAGGCUGGUGGGUACCAGGACACCAUUGCCCGGCUGGAGGAGGAGAUCCGGCAUCUGAAGGAUGAGAUGGCCCGGCACUUGCGUGAGUACCAGGACCUGCUCAAUGUCAAGAUGGCCCUGGACGUGGAGAUUGCCACAUACCGCAAGCUGCUGGAAGGCGAGGAGAGCCGGAUCAGCAUCCCCAUGCACCAGACCUUUGCUUCUGCACUCAAUUUCCGAGAGACCAGCCCAGAGCAGCGUGCCUCCGAGGUGCACACCAAAAAGACCGUAAUGAUCAAAACCAUCGAAACCCGUGAUGGGGAGGUGGUGAGUGAGGCAACCCAGCAGCAGCACGAAGUGCUGUAGAGGAGGCAGCGCCGGCAGCCCACUGGCACCUUCUGUCCCUGCCUCCGUCCCGCCGCCAAGCCCCCCUCCUGCCCCCACUUCGCCCCUCGGCACUGCCCGAGGGGUCCCCCCGCGCAGCCGCCUCCUGGCCCCCGCACCCCCGGGCUCUCUCCUUCGGCUUCAAAAGGCUCACUAUGCUUUCGCAGCUUCGCAGUGGCAACGCCAGCGUCAGGAUCAGGCCCAGGCCGGGGGACGGCAGGAAGGCGGGAGGGAGGGGACAGGCAGGAGGGGUCGGGGGGAGCAGGUGGUGGCCUGGGCCAGCUCCUCAGAGAGCCGGACGGUCCCAGCAGCGGGUUCUGGAUCCCCCCAGAGACCCCUCCCCACUUCCGGCACGGGCUUGGGGUCCAUCCCAUCCCCCUGCACCGGCACCGCCGGACCCCCGGAGCUGGCACUUCUCUGGGUGCAUGGCGGUGAUGACAGGAUAGGGAGAAGCAGGUUCCAAGCUGAGUCCCCGUUGUCUGCUCGGCUCGGAGCCAGGGUGCUCCCAGCCUGCGUCCUCCUCCUGGCCCCGGGGUGAUGGGGCCCUGCGCUCCCCCCAGCCAGAGAGGCAGUCCCAUGGGGCAGAGAGGGGCAGAGGAGGGCAGCGCCCUCCCUCCCUCCCACCAUCGCGGGGACCCCAGCAGCAGGAGGCUGCGCGGGUCCAGGCUCAUGAGCCGAGAGGGUACAUGUAGGUGGACACAGGAGAGAGGAGGAGUGAGUGAGUGGGAAAGGGGGGAGAGAUGGAGAGGAGCCUGAGAGAGGCCCGGGGGCCAGGGCAAGUGCCCCCAACCCUCGCCCCACUGCACCCCCACCCCACAGCGUCUACCUGACUCUUUGGGCGGCUGAAAUAAACAGCGGAGCAUCAA
This is a messenger RNA of Pezoporus flaviventris, 2371 nucleotides long. It is a transcript of the gene DES, whose product is annotated as desmin. Bases 93 to 1487 code for a protein of 464 amino acids. The transcript is spliced from 9 exons. The record is from RefSeq and is a predicted model, not a curated record. NCBI's taxonomy places the organism in Eukaryota, Metazoa, Chordata, Aves, Psittaciformes, Psittacidae. Gene Ontology annotation, biological process: skeletal muscle organ development. Gene Ontology annotation, cellular component: intermediate filament; cell-cell junction; sarcolemma.